AUGCGUUUGUUUCAAUUUUACACACAAACACGUGCCUUUGCCACCAUAAGAUAUAACCGCCCCACUUUUACUACAGAUUUAUUAAUGAAAAAAUUAAGUUAUGAAGACCAAAAAGACGAGUAUAAAAAAUUAUUUUAUGAUAAAACAAUAACAAAAGACGAUCCAGUUGUAAAAAGUUUAACUAAUGGAAUUUUAAAUGGAGAUCGUAGUGCUUUAGCUCGUGCCAUAACACUUGUAUCUUCAAAACAUGUAACAAAAAGGACACAAGGAAAUUUUUUAAUAAAUGAAAUUUUAAAAAAAGAAAGAGAAAAAUUUUUAAAAGAUGGUGAAAAAAGUUUAAUAUUUAGAAUUGCAAUUUCAGGUGCCCCAGGUGUUGGUAAAAGUUCAUUUAUUGAAACUUUAGGUGAUGAUUUAACAAAUAAUGCCAAACUUAAAGUUGCUGUUUUAACUGUUGAUCCAACAUCUGCAAUUUCUGGUGGAAGUGUUUUAGGUGAUUUGACACGCAUGCAAAAUCUCUCUAGAAAUCCAAUGGCUUAUAUUCGUCAAUCACCAACAAGUGGCAGUUUAGGUGGAGUAACUCGUGGACUCCAUGAAAGUAUAAUUCUUUGUGAAGGAGCUGGUUAUAAUGUUGUAAUUAUUGAAACUGUUGGUGUUGGACAAUCUGAAAUUGCAGUUGCUGAUAUGUGUGAUUUGUUUUGUUUACUUGUUGCUCCAUCUCAGGGAGAUGAAUUACAAGGAAUAAAACGAGGAAUUAUGGAACAAUCUGACAUAGUUGUUGUAACUAAAAGUGAUGGUGCACUAGAAGGACCUUCUAGAAUAACAGCAGCUGAACAUGUAUCAGCUUUAAAAUUUAUGAAACCAAGAACUGAAGUUUGGAAACCAAGAGUUUUAAGAUCUAGUGUUCAUCAUCCUGAAACAAUAAAAAAAGUAAGAGAGACUAUGUUUGAGUAUAGAGAUAUUUCUAUUAAAACUGGUCAUAUGAUUGUAAGAAGAGAUGAACAACUUUUAACAUGGAUGUGGAAUCACGUGAAAGACGAAAUAGUUUAUCUUUUCCAAAAACACCCUGAUGUGCAAAGGGUUGCUGGUGAAAUUGAAAGAAAAGUUAGGCAAAAUGAUGUUACUCCCGGUUUUGGAGCCGAAUUAUUAUUAAGGAAGUUUUUCGGUAUUGAAUAA
Strongyloides ratti is the source of this 1173-nucleotide messenger RNA. RefSeq names its product Methylmalonic aciduria type A protein,mitochondrial. The transcript has a single exon. Bases 1 to 1173 code for a protein of 390 amino acids. The record is from RefSeq and is a predicted model, not a curated record. Gene Ontology annotation, cellular component: cytoplasm. Gene Ontology annotation, molecular function: GTP binding; GTPase activity. NCBI's taxonomy places the organism in Eukaryota, Metazoa, Nematoda, Chromadorea, Rhabditida, Strongyloididae.